Messenger RNA from Rhopilema esculentum, 1832 nucleotides. RefSeq lists its product as uncharacterized. NCBI's taxonomy places the organism in Eukaryota, Metazoa, Cnidaria, Scyphozoa, Rhizostomeae, Rhizostomatidae. The record is from RefSeq and is a predicted model, not a curated record. Gene Ontology annotation, biological process: regulation of transcription by RNA polymerase II; central nervous system development; neuron differentiation. Gene Ontology annotation, cellular component: nucleus. Gene Ontology annotation, molecular function: DNA-binding transcription factor activity, RNA polymerase II-specific; RNA polymerase II cis-regulatory region sequence-specific DNA binding.
AAAACAAGUGAUUUAGGACCAGCAUUCUUCCUAAACAUUUCAGAGACUCUUUCAAUCUUUUCCUUUCAGAAGUUUCCACUCGAAGGCUUUUAACACUAUUAAAUAAAUGAUAAUACAAAUAUCAAAAUUACUCUCAGAAUCAUCAAGAACUAAUUCGUGCAUUCGUCUUCAUUGCACCUGUUAAUGUGGAAGACAAUGAUUUUCUAACAGACAGGUGUGAGAAGAGAGUUCAUUCAAUUACUUUCAAUGUAAAUACUGAGCACUAGCUUUGACGCAUGUUGCCAGGAUAUCGACUGCAAUAAAAGAGCAACGCAAAGUGUACGAAUUCAAAAUCCCGCUGCUCAUUUGGCGUUCAUACCUCGGCGACAUCUUUAAAGGCAAUCUCACAUCAACGCGCGGUGUUUUCUUUAGCCUUCAAUUUAAACACGGUUUAGAAACGGCAAAAUGCAAAACUGCGAUUGCUGUUGCAAGCAUGUCUACCGGAAAAGGGUCAGUCUCUUGGACCAAGAUUCAAACCGUUUCCUGAAAAUAUCUAAGCUAUAUGCCAUUAAAGAUGAGUUUGAAGAGAGGAUGCAAACAGCAGAAAACGCGCAGAAACCAAGCACGUUCAGCAUUGAUGCCAUUCUUUCAAAGCAAAGUAAAAGUCACAACCAAGACGAUGCGGACAGGCGAGAGAGCAGUCCAGUAAUGCUCAGUGAGCGCAUUUCUAGAAGCAGCCUUCACAGACCGCCUCAUGCACGUGUUGACAUGAUGGGUUCAUGUUGCACCAGAAACCGUCUUCCUUCCAGAACCCAAUCACCCUGCCAUCCCCAUUAUUAUACCUUGUAUCGCCCAACUCGGCUUUUCGACUCCAGUGACCGCAAUCACUUCCAAAAAAGCCCGUUUGAAGAACCAACAAUGGUACCAAUUGGCAAACAAAAUCUGUCUCCUGACCGAUCUGACUGUGUAGAUUGCAGCUAUUCAGAAAUGCGAAGAUUUACUCUGGGCUAUCGUCCGUCUUCCACAACAGGAGAUCAUGACGUCAGCCAACACCAAGACGAAAUGCUCGCAAUGAGCCAUGAUCUGAGGCGAAAUAAGCGAAAAAGAACCAUUUUUACUGCCGAACAACUCGAUCGACUGGAGCAGGAAUUUCAACAACAGCAAUACGUUGUUGGGCAGGAGCGAAAGUAUCUUGCUGUUGAGCUAGGACUUAACGAAAUUCAAGUUAAGGUUUGGUUUCAAAACAGACGGAUAAAAUGGCGGAAGCAGAAAGGCUCAAGAAUGUCUCAAGUCAAUCUUCAGCUGGAAGACUUCUAACUUCGAAUUAGUUGCCGUUACUUUUCAACCAAAAUGCCUCUUCUGUUGUUUAUCUAUAUUUGUUGUUCAUCAGUAUUUCUUUUAAUAGCAAAUUAAACCUAUCUAUCCUGUAAAAAACGAAAUUUUUAGAUUUGGAACUCUGGCCUAAAAUCCCGAAUCGAUAAAGGUUUUCAUACGCAUUUAUAUCAAUACAUGUUGUAGAGUUGAAGUUUCAUUCUCAUUUUAAACUUUGCAUUUAAAGCUUUACUCGGCAGACAAAUCAUUUUUAUGAAUUUGACUUAAAAUUAUGAAUCAAAUAGAAAAUUACUUAGAAGUAUAAGAGGAUAUUCAUGUUGAACGUAGAUUUUCUGUUUUCUCAGCAAAGCCAAGUGGUGAAUGGAGAUAAUAACAGCAUUCUUGCAGUUUCUUUGUUCGAUAUUCGACAGUUUGUAAAUUGACUUCUGUCAAUCAAAGUUAAAAAUGCGUUUUCAACUUUAAUGAUUAUUUUUAAUCGAUGAAGUAAGUAAGUAACGGAGUCAUCAACGUAAUUUCAAUUU